AUGUUACCAGAAGUGAUCCGUACCAAAAGUAAGUACAUACUGCAAGCAUGUGUUGCUCCUGGUCCUACGUCGCCAAAUGACUUCUUUUCCUUCGUCAAGCCCAUCAUGAAAGAAUUAAUGACCUUAAAACGUGAGGGUUUCAAACUUGCUGGUUCGGGUAUGACAGUUAAUGCACAUCUGCUGUUUGCUGGUGGUGAUACUCCCACACGUGCAAAGCUUGCUGGGCAGUCGGGGCAUACUCAUCUCAGUGGAUGUAGAUGCUGCACAAUCAAAGCUGUCAGAAUCGAAGAAAGAAAUAUUUUUUCUCCUUCCAGUUCCAUCGCGUAUCAAACCAAGGCUCCGUUUACGAUGACAGAUGUAGAUCCUGGUCAAAAGCUUCCUACGCCGUUUGCUGAUUUGAAGCGCUCUCACGACGCAUUUUUUUUCCCCAAUAGACUUGAUGCACUUACUUGGUUGCAAUAUCGGGCUACAAAUUGUACGAUUAAUGACAAUGGAUGA
Molecule: messenger RNA, 498 nt
Organism: Rhizopus microsporus ATCC 52813
Lineage: Eukaryota; Fungi; Mucoromycota; Mucoromycetes; Mucorales; Rhizopodaceae
Exons: 1
Coding region: 1-498 (165 amino acids)
Source: RefSeq, a predicted model, not a curated record